This is a messenger RNA of Umbelopsis ramanniana AG, 1427 nucleotides long. RefSeq lists its product as uncharacterized. The coding region runs from base 67 to 1266 and encodes 399 amino acids. NCBI's taxonomy places the organism in Eukaryota, Fungi, Mucoromycota, Umbelopsidomycetes, Umbelopsidales, Umbelopsidaceae. The transcript has 2 exons. The record is from RefSeq and is a predicted model, not a curated record.
GUCUCGUUUCUUUCUCUUCUUCUCUUCCCUCGUUGUCCCCUUUCCCUUUCGAUCAUUUCAGUGUGAAUGAAAGGUGUCCAACAGCACACUGUGUCUGCUGUCGACCCAUCGUCAGGAAAUGGAUUACAACAGCUACGGCUGCCCACCAACAUAGCUGAGUCGUUUGCAGAUGACCUUAUACGGGAAUUCGAUAACAGACGGUCUCAGUUACAACUUGAUAUGCUACGAGCGCAGCGUGCUCAAUCCAGUCAGCAAUCAACGAGUCAACUGUAUUCAUCCAGUAUCAUAUCACCAGGAUUCUUUUCACCUCCUGUAUGCCCAGUGAUGGAAUCAACAUCGCAAGACCAGCGCUCUAUACGGUCCAGAGACAGAAGCUAUUCAAGUGGUGACGUUAGGAGUUCAAAUGCGACUCAGCCAAAUGGUACAAGGACGAUCAUCGAAAAUAGACGAAGAAAAUCGGCUGGAGAAUUGUUACGGCGAUCUUCAGCAUACUUACGGCAAAAGUUACAGUUAUUUAAGACGGUGGGCCCAGGGUCAACCCGAUCAGAACCUUUUCGUUAUAGCCAAAGGCUCAGUAAAAGUCAGCCUGAGGGUAUUCAAACAGCGGAUACGACGUUAACCCAAAAUAUCCGACCUAAAAAGUCCAUGGAGACAGUAAGAUCAUUAUUUAACUCCUGGCGAUCAUACCGAAAACCGCAACAUCAGCAUGUUCGUGAGAUAUUUGAACUGAACGAUGAUGACUUGACCACUCCGCCCGUGCCCCCUCUACCACCAUCUAAAAUCGCAACCAAUACUACCAUUUCCAUAUCGCAUCUCACUGCAUCCGUGACCCAAUUAUCUAAAAAGUCAGCUACCACCACUCGCUUGCCACCGCCUAUCAUCCGCCAAUAUCCACCACGACCGCUGGUUUACUCAGCUGUGGAUUUGCCUCUGAGAUCCAAUAGUCAGAGGGAAGAGCCAGCUCACGUACUAAAAUCCAGAUACCGUCAAUCUAUGCCAGUUCUACCGCGAGAUGGGCUAGAACCCGUCGCAGAUAGAACUCAUCGACGUCGUCGAUCAUCUGAUCCUGAAGUCCCUACUGCAGCUACUCCUAUUGGCCACUUUGAAAAAAGUGCUCGUAGAUUGUCGCGCGUAUUAGGCUGUAAUACCUUGGUGAAACGAGCCUCUACUUCCUUUCGUAAAAAGGUUAACAAGGUAAAACGAAGGCGCUCCAUCAACGAUGUCUUCCGUAGUCCUGAACAACAGGUCGAAGUGCUGGUUGCCUAAGCCCCCCCCCCAUGGAAGGACUGGCAUCCAUCCAUCCUACUCAGCUUAUCUGCAUAGCCGCGCUUCUGGAAGCGUUGCUCAUUAAUGUUAGUAAAUAGAGCCUGCUUUUUCACGUCAACUCCCCGAGAUACAUACCCCUCUCUUCCUGUUCACCCAUACCG